Messenger RNA from Suillus paluster, 4056 nucleotides. RefSeq names its product dynein associated protein-domain-containing protein. The record is from RefSeq and is a predicted model, not a curated record. The transcript has 17 exons. Gene Ontology annotation, cellular component: cytoplasm; nucleus; microtubule plus-end. Bases 48 to 3842 code for a protein of 1264 amino acids. Gene Ontology annotation, molecular function: microtubule plus-end binding. Gene Ontology annotation, biological process: cytoplasmic microtubule organization. Lineage: Eukaryota; Fungi; Basidiomycota; Agaricomycetes; Boletales; Suillaceae.
CACAAAACUACUAGCUAGCUAACUACUUUCAUUCGUUUGUUUCUCAGAUGGACCCGCCUGUGGGUGCGCUCGUCGAAGUUUCAGCGGGUCGUGGAAUCGUGCGUUUUGCUGGUGCCACGUCUUUCUCGUCGGGCAAGUGGAUUGGUAUCGAGCUUCCCGAGCCCAAGGGCAAGAACGACGGAAGCAUCAAAGAUGUCGUGUAUUUCUCAUGCAAGCCAAAUCAUGGCGUAUUCGUUCGUCCAAGCCAGGUCAAGGUCAUAAAUGCGGAACCUGAACUGCAGCCCCCUAAAACACAGGUGAACGUCGCUCGGACCGUGUUGGGUCAUCAACGCACCCCUAGUGCUAGCCUUUCACGUGCAGCGUCACUGCGUUCUAAUGGAGCAUCAGGGUCUUCUUCCCGAUCCUCGAGUCCCGUCAAGCCCACCCCUUCCACUUCCACACCCGCCUCUGCCGUAGCUAGCCCACGCACUUCACGUCUUGCACCCCCCUCCUCUCCUGCAAAGCGCAUUCCCUCUCUUACCCUCCAACCUCGCAAAUCUUUCCCCCGUCUACCAUCCGCCGAAUCCGCCGCACCUCUGAGCCCGGCCUUGCAGACCCCUAAGAUUGGCUCAUCCCCCUCACAGGAACCAGUAAUCCAGUUGCAAAGGACAUCCUCCCCAUUAGCGCUGCCACAGAAUGCGGUUGUGGAGCCUCCGCCACCGCUCUCCCCUGUCGCGCACACACUUCUGCAACCCCCCGUCCCAAUCGACUCCAGCCCAUCUCCCAUCAAUGGCACGAAACUUGCACCGUCACCUUCUAUAUCUCGUGUCCCCUCACAUGAGCCAUCAUCACCCAUAACCCGUACCGAGGAUUCUGCCAUGCACGCGAAAAUUCGCGUCCUAGAAGCUAAACGCGCUGAUGACGCGCGACAUAUCCGAGAGCUUGAGACCCGCCUUGCAGACGCAGAGUCCUUUGUUGCCCUGCGUCCCAAACUUCAAGCUAAACUACAAUCCCUCCAAUCCGAACUUAUUGCAACGAGACGUGCAUUGGCGGACGCAGAGCAACUUGCGAGUUUGGGCGAGACGAGGGGCGUGGAUUCACAGGAGCAGUUGGAAAUGGCCAUGUUGGAUAAGGAAGUUGCGGAGGAGAAGGCGGAAUUGGCAGAACAGGAGUUGGAAGAGGUGAAGGAGCGACUUGCGCAUGUAGAAGUAGAGCUGGGAGUGUUGAAGGAGGGUGGAGCGUCUGGUGGAGAUAGUGAUUCAAACGCUAAGACAUCACUCGCAUAUAUCCAGCUUGAGAAGCAGAACGAACGGUUGAAGGAGGCACUGAUACGGCUUCGCGAUAUGUCGCAGGAGACAGAACAAGAACAGCGCCACCGCAUAGCAGAGAUGGAGAAAGACAUCACAAGUAUCGAUGAUCUUCAAGGCCAGUACGAACAAACACUGAUUAAACUUUCCAAUGCGGAGACACAGAUAUCAUCGCUCCAACAACAGCUUGACGAUGCACUAGGAGCAGAAGAUCUGCUCGUGCAACUCACAGAGCGGAAUUUAUCGCUAUCAGAGAAAAUUGAAGAACAGCGCAUCACAAUCGAAGACCUCGAGGCCCUCAAGGAACUCACGGACGAGCUCGAAGAGAACCAUGUUCAAGUCGAGCGUGAGCUUCGAGAUGAGAUUUUAGAGCGCGAGAAGGAUCUGAGGGAGGAGAAGGUCAGAGUAGGGUUAUUAGAAGACGUAGUGGCAGACGCAGAUGGGACAAUCGCAAGGUUCAGAGAGGUCGUUGGAGAAAUGCAGGGCGAACUCGACUCCUUGCGUUCAGCGACGCAAACAGCACAACACGAGUCUGCCACGGCUGCCCACCAGACGGCAGCGAUGAUGUCGCUGAAUUUGAAACUCCAAUCCUCGGCGGCGAAGAACCAGGCCAGGGCAGUAGAGCUGGAGAUCAAGAAACUCGAGGCGAAGGAGAGGGGAGAACUGUUAGGAAUUGUGCAGCCUUACCUACCUCAACAAUACGUCGAAUCCGACAGCGACGCCACAAAUUGCUAUCUCUUCUUCGCACGCCUGGGGUACAAAACCGAUCUCAUCAACACUAUUGUGGGGCUGGCUCAUGGCCUACCCGAGUCGCUCAAUGGUGUCGUGUCAGAAACGCUUGUCGGAAUAUGCGAAAUGCGCGGCCGUGCCGCGUCGUUCUCCACGCUCUGCAAACGCUUCGCUGCCAUCCUGAGGCGAUGCGACCCCACGUCGUUCCUCAACAUCGGACGCAUAUACCCUGAGAUCGCCCCAAUGGAGAAACGCAUCGAUCUGCACAUUGAUCUUCUCCGACGGGAUGAGUUUAGGGAGAUGGAAUUCGUCAGUGAUGUGCUCAAGAUGCUAGCCCAGUUCGACCAUCUUGCAGAGACAUAUUUCGAUGGGUUUGAGCAGGACCUGGGCGAGCGCGAGCUCGGAUACGCACUUUCGUUUGACCAUGAUCUAGAUGUGUUUGCUGCAUCUAUCGGGCUCACGAAAACAUCCGUUGCUGUGAUUCUCAAUGAUGAAGAUGUUGUCCUCGACAUGGGUGGCUAUGAUCCUGAGGAAGAGCUCAUUGAGCCUUUGCAGAAACUUUUGGAACAGUGCAAGAGCGCGAAAGUGUUGUCCAAGAAACUUACGAAGCGCCUCGACGAUGUUAUCCAGGAGUCUUCGGCGCUUAAGUCCCAUCUCGUUCCACAGCUCAAGACUCUCAGCAAUGCAGUUCCCGAGCUGGUCAACUUUGGUAUAUCUCUCGCCCAACAAGUAAUCCCGCACCUUAGCGAUGCCCGCAGCGCCAAGUCUCCAUUCCAGCUUGCAACAGUGUUAUCGUACGCAAAGCAAACUGCACUGUCCACUGUCGCCAAGGACAUGAAACCUGGAACCUCAUGCUUCGAGGCAGUUGGCGAAGCUAUUGCUCAGCUAUCGGCGGAGUGCAACAAGUUGCUGCCUUUGGCAAUGGAACCGGAGAGUGUAUUGAAGAUCUCCGGCACGCCACCAUGGGUCCUACGUAUCGAGGAGAUCAGAGCCAGCAUGGCUAUCAAUGCCGAAGCCGAGCGCAAAGCUGCACAGCUGCAGGAAGAAAUCCAAGGGCUUGUGCGGAGCCUCAAGACGAAGGACCAAACGAUACAGGAAUCAGGAGUGAAGAUAGAGCUUAUGGAGCGGCGCAUGGAGGCGGUCAAGAAGCAAGCAGACACCAUCGCAGAUCUUGAGAUUGAGCUCUCGAAAGCGCGCAAGCAGGAGCGCGCGUAUGAGGAAGCAAUGGAGCAACUGCAGGCAGACCUAGAUACGUUUGAGCAAGAUAACGCGAAGCUAAAGGCGUUGGCUGCGGGUUCGGAGAGACAAGCUGCUGGCGCACAGCUCGUCGAUUCAGAGAAUGUGCCCAUGGAGGGCAAUGUGGAGACAUCACACCUUCUGGAGCAGAUCGAGGCUCUUCGUGGCACUGUCCGUUUCUUGCGCACAGAAAACUCGUAUCUCAAAGGGCAAGACCUGCUAAAGGAAAUACAAGCACUACCGACCCUUCCAGAACCUGUCAGCCGCGUGCAUACACCUCCACUGGACCCAUCAGGUCAAUCCGACACAGACGAAUCAGAUUCCGAGACCCCGCCCGCGCCUCCUACCAUUCGCUCGCUCGCCACAGAAACCAAGGUGCUCUACCGGGACGUCAUCAAAUUCUCUUCAUCACCUCGUGUUGUCGAUCUUUCUGCGCUUCAUGCAAAGAGAGCAGAAAGCGAUUGCAAAGGUGGGAAGAUAUGGAUGCGGAGGAAGGCUAGUCCUGCUCAACAGGUUCUUGAGCGGAAGAUUGAGGCCGAAAGACUUAGCAGGCGCGUUAGGGGCCUGCUAGAUCGUGCCAGUGCGCUAUGAGAGGUUUCACUGAUACUUCGCUUCAUUUUUUAUGUUACUCUACAGCUUGAUAUUAGGUUGUAUACCCUGCAUGACUCUGUUAUUAACUUAUGCACUAUGGGGAGGAGAUAAAGUAGAUUUCAUCAUGUGGUACCAAGGACAUGGCUGGCGGACAGAUAAAUAUCAGUAUCGCAUAUGCAAAUACCCAUAAAUCAUUUACAUUACCUUGCUGCAC